Arachis duranensis is the source of this 842-nucleotide messenger RNA. RefSeq lists its product as uncharacterized. Lineage: Eukaryota; Viridiplantae; Streptophyta; Magnoliopsida; Fabales; Fabaceae. The record is from RefSeq and is a predicted model, not a curated record. Bases 109 to 732 code for a protein of 207 amino acids. The transcript is spliced from 2 exons.
UUGAUGGGGACAGCAGGCGCAGAUUCUGUUUCCGAAAUAUAAAAAUGAGCACUUGACGUACCCUCGCCUCAAGUUCCAUGAGCCCUUAGAGCUGAAAUUAAGAAAAGAAUGGCAAACUCUUCAAACAAGCGAGUCCUUCUCACUUCCAACGGCGACGUCGUUUCGAGCGGCAUUGCUUUUCACUUAGCCAAACAAGGAUGCAGGUUGCUCUUGCUGGGGAACGAGCCCAUCCUUCGAACCCUCGCUAACCAAAUCAACGCUUCCCUUUCCUUAGGGGAUUCUCAUUCCAAGGUUGAUGUGGUUGGAUUGGACUUGGAGGAUGAUAGGGAAUCGCUUUUUCAUGAUGCUGUUGAUAAGGCAUGCCAUAUUUUGGGAACCUUGGACGCUUUUGUAAACUCUUACACUUAUGAAGGGAAGAUGCAAGAUCCUCUAGAAUUAUCUGAGAGCGAGUUUAAGAGAAUAGCAAAGGUGAAUUUCAUGGCUGCUUGGUUUCUGUUGAAGGCUGUUGGUCAACGGAUGCGGGCCUCCAAGACAGGGGGCUCUAUUGUGUUCUUGACAUCGAUAAAUGGCUCUGAAAGAGGGCUUUACCCCGGUGCUGCUGCGGGUGCUGCCACCAUGGCUGGAGUACAGCAAUUAGUAAGGGUAAGAAAAUUAUCUGUGGCACCUUUUUGUUCUGAUACUAAACAUAACUAUCUUAGUGGUUGUAUAUUGCGGUUUGCAUUGAUGAUUUAGCCGUGAAAUUGCAGUUUAUGUGGCCUUCAUUUUUGCAAUUGUAUGGUUAAAUACAUGGCUGGAAAUGAUUUAUGUGCAAAUUGGCUUGUUUGGUGCAUUUAAAUUUAGUA